Micropterus salmoides (largemouth bass) is the source of this 6559-nucleotide messenger RNA. RefSeq names its product stAR-related lipid transfer protein 13-like. Lineage: Eukaryota; Metazoa; Chordata; Actinopteri; Centrarchiformes; Centrarchidae. The transcript is spliced from 18 exons. Gene Ontology annotation, biological process: actin cytoskeleton organization; regulation of Rho protein signal transduction; signal transduction. Bases 244 to 4611 code for a protein of 1455 amino acids. Gene Ontology annotation, molecular function: protein binding; lipid binding; GTPase activator activity. The record is from RefSeq and is a predicted model, not a curated record.
CUCACAGAAUUUCAUAUCUUUUCAGGGGUGAACUCACUGUUUCUGUACCUUCUGUGUCAUGCAGCACAUAAGCAAUGAGUUGGAUACUGGUUCUUCUGACUGCUGUGUUGGACCUUGGUUGACACCUCUGGUAUCAAAGGAUUUUUCUGACAUUCAAAUGUAUAAAUAUCAUUCACUCAAAUCUUCAUUUAAGCAGCUUUACGUUUUUCAUUGUCAUUGUGCUCACUAUAAAAGACUCAGCAGAUGAGGACUGGCUCACUAGUGAUGCAUGAAGGUCCACUGCCUGUUCAGCAGCAGCCUAACAGGCACAUUCACCCCCAGGCUGUCGGGGUCGCUUUGGGUGAUCUGCAAGGUCAAGUUCCCCUCCUGACUCAAAGCUCCAACAGCAAACUGAGAACCAUGUCUGAACCUGUUCCUCUGCUCUGUCAUGCUCAAAUACUGAAGGAGCUGAAGAUGGACAUCAGCUCCCCCUGUAAUACAGUUAAGCUCGACUUAAACAGUUCAGAAGUGGCUCCUGGAACAGGUCUGGACAUGGAGGUGUCCGACCUCGGUUAUCAGGUGGAGGCGGAGUUUUUGAAACAUGGUGGAGCCAUAUCGCCUCAGCAGCAAGAAGGGAGUCCGAUAGAGACCUCCUUAUCUGAUGAGUUUCUUCCUGCCUUUUCACCAGCCCUGGAUAAAAGUAGUUGUAACCAUCUGCCAGCAUAUGUGAAUGCACCAGAGGACAGUUCAUUGGAUCUGCUAAGAAUAGUAAAGCACAAGCCAAGUGCCAUUGUGUUCUGUGAUUAUGAUUUUAGCUCUGACAACCAGGUGAUCAUUGCCAAUGAGAGCUCCGAUGGCGGGGAAUCCUCCUCGUCGACCACUGAAGAGGGAGAGGGUGACGAUGAUGGUGAUGAGAAGGAUGAUUUUCCCGAGACGUUAAAAUAUAAGGAAUUCCUGGUCAGCCGUCGGCGUAGAAACUUGAGCAGGAACAGGAAGCACUUGAGGAUGAGAAAGGAUGCCCAGCCUAAUAGCUCUGCAUCUAUCUGGCAAAAGGCCACCGAUGAGGGCAAACCUGAGUUCACAGGUAGCCAGGAGGAAGAGGAUACACUGCAGAACAAUGGAAAACAGGCUGCUGCAUGUGACUCCAUGACCCUUCUGAUGAAAAAGUUGGAUCACCUCAAUGAGGGGAUCCAGGAAGUCCAAAGCACUAAUCUCUCUCACUCGGACAUGGCCAGUGUUGACGAGGAUCAGAGUACCACGGGUACCCCGGCUGUGGGCAGAAUGGCGUGCCGAGCCCCGAGUCAGGAUCAGGGAACCGCCAGAGCUUCAGAAAAACCUGAGCCGCUGACCAGGCGCCCCUCACGACCUUUGACCCGCAGCAGACCUCUGACUCGCUCGUCCCUCUCGUCCCCUACACAUUUCCAUGCUCGACAGGCCAGGGCUGCUGCAAGGAUGACCAGUGGAUCAGCAGAGAUUGAGGCCAAGGAGGCUUGUGAUUGGCUUAGAGCAGCAGGAUUUCCACAGUACGCCCAGCUCUAUGAAGAUUCCCUGUUUCCAAUUGAUAUUUCCUCAGUGAAAAGGGACCACGACUUUUUGGACCGGGAUCUGGUGGAGCCUCUAUGUCGACGUCUAAAUACUCUGAACAAGUGUGCCUCCAUGAAACUGGAUGUCAGCCACCCCAAGAAGAAAGGUGAUGACUCUGAUGAAGAUGACCCGCUGGCUAUCAGUAAAAGGUGGACAUUCGAGUGGAGCAGCCGACGUUGGUCUCGCCUACAAGACUUCCUAUUGGACGGCACCAAUGAAAGCAGCCCGACAGGUCAGGGCGGGGUUCUGCACAGCACAGUGAGCAGUGAGAGUGUGCUGACUGAUCUAAGCGAGCAGGAGAUCACAGAAGUCUCCUCUUUGCACAGUGAGGACUCGGCCUCCGCCAUGCCUGACUCUAUAUCUAUGGCAUCUCUCUCCGCUUCCUACCAAUCACCCAGGGAACUCCCACACUACAACUCCCUGCCAAUCAAGAGCAGCUGCCAUGGGCAAGGAGGGCGGAGUAAAGCCAAAGAGUUCUUGCGUCGCAUGGAAUUAAUGCGCACUUGGGGGCCCUCGACGAGGCGGAAAAGCUCAAAUCGCAGGCCAGCGCUGGUAAUAAGUGGGCCAGUGUUACAGGGGGAGGAGCCUCACGCUCUGCAGAUGCUCCAGUGUACUCCCAUUAGCCAAUUAGAACACAGCCCUAAACACAACCACCAAACUGAUGGUGACACUUCCCGUGUUUCCAUUAUAAAUAAUAAUAAAGACCAAUCCACGGUGAGUAUGAGUCCCAGCAGUGAAACAGUAGUGCCCAGAGUGAAGGAGCCCGUGUGUACAAAACCCCGCAUUGCUAGCAAGAGAAGCAGCAUGUAUCUGGAAGAUAUGGAGCUGCCUUCUCAGGGUAAGAGGACUGAAGGGCAAAGCCAGUUUGGCAGAAACCAGUUUCACUCGUAUGAAAACCUCCUUGUUCAUAUCCCCAAAGACCAUAAACCAGGCACCUUUCCAAAAGCUCUAUCCAUAGAGAGCCUGGCACCUUCCCCCGGUGACAGGAACAAUGGCCCCCAAACAGGGGCCCAAACUUCUCCACCCAACAAUGGCCUAGGUGAGCCUUGGUCUGGUAAACCUCUGUCCAAGCCCCCCUGUCCUGGAGCACCUCGAGGGAGCAGGGUGAGUGUUUAUGACAACGUGCCUGGCUCCCACCUUUACGCCAGCACAGGAGACCUGCUGGACUUAGAGAAAGAAGACAAUCUGUUCCCUCACCUAGAUGACAUCAUCCAGCACGUCAGCGGUUUGCAGCAAAUAGUGGACCACUGGAGCCGCAGUGUGCUGCCCGAGACUGAAACAGGGGAGGUGGAGGAGGAGAGGGAGGGUAGGACUACACCCAGUGAAGGCGAGAGAGAUGGAGUCUCCUUAAACGACACUGAUUCAACAGGGACCAGUCGGGAGAGGCGGGACUCUGGCGUUGGGGCCUCACUGACAAGACCACGUCUUCGGUGGCCCAGUUUCCGAACUUCUGAUCAUCUCAACCAGCCGGCAUCUUCACUGCAGAUCGGGAGCCAAUCAGCGGGCCAGCUCAGCCUGCUGCAGAAGUUCUCUUUGCUUCGCCUCACCGCCAUCAUGGAGAAAUACUCAAUGUCCAAUAAACAUGGCUGGACAUGGUCUGUGCCCAAGUUUAUGAAGCGCAUGAAGGUGCCAGACUACAAAGAGAAGAGUGUGUUUGGUGUUCCCCUCAUCAUCCAUGUCCAGCGCUGUGGUUUUCCGCUCCCUCUGUGUUUACAGCAGGCCCUCAGCCACCUCCGAACACACUGUCUGGACCAGGUGGGAUUGUUCCGCAAGUCCGGCGUGAAGUCUCGUAUUCAGGCUCUGAGGCAGCAGUGUGAGCUGUCCCCUGACUCUGUAAACUACGAGGACCAGUCAGCUUACGACGUGGCCGACAUGGUCAAACAGUUCUUCAGAGACUUGCCAGAGCCUCUGCUAACAAGCAAGCUGGGGGAAACCUUCCUGCAUAUUUACCAGUAUGUCCCAAAGGAGCAGAGGUUGCAGGCCGUCAGGGCGGCCAUUUUGUUGAUGCCAGAUGAAAACAGGGAGGUUCUGCAGACAUUGCUCUACUUCCUACGCGAUGUCACUUCCUUGGUGGAGGAGAACCAGAUGACGCCAAUGAACCUGGCUGUUUGUCUGGGGCCUUCGCUCUUCCAUCUCAGCAUACUGAAGAACGAGACGCUGUCGCCAAGGUCAAUCCAAAGAAAGUACACUACGGGCCGCCCCGAUCAGAAAGACCUGAGUGAGAACCUGGCCGCCACCCAGGGCCUGGCACACAUGAUCACUGAGUGCCAGCAUCUCUUUCAGAUCCCAGAGGAGAUGGUGACCCAGUCUCGCAACUCCUACAUGGAGGCUGAGCUGAUGGUGCCCCCGCUGGACGAACUGUGCAAGGCUCACGAGGAAGUGGAUGAGGACGAGGAAGUGGAUGAGGACGAAGAAGGAUCCUAUCAUGCACACCUAGAAAGGCUGAUCCAGAGCCUGCUGGAAGAGGCCAAAGAUAAGAGCAAAGGCUGGGUGUCUCGCUCAACUGCUGACCAUACAGAACUGGCAUUUAAAAAGGUGGGAGAUGGUAACCCUCUAAGGCGGUGGCGAGUGUGUGUUGAGGUAUCAGCAACUCCCAGUGAGGUGCUGCAGCGGCUGCUGAGAGAGCGCCCUCUGUGGCAGACUGAGCUACAGCAGGAGAAGGUUCUGGAGACGCUGGAUAAACAGACAGACGUGUACCAGUACUCCUGCCGCAACAUGGCACCUCAACCCAGCUGCGACUUUGUGGUACUAAGAUCAUGGCGUACAGACCUGUGUAAAGGCUCCUGUGCGCUCGUGUGUGUGUCUGUCGAACAUGACGACAGCCCACGCAUAGGAUCAGUGAGGGGGGUGGUGCUGGAGUCACAGUACCUCCUCGAGCCCUGUGGGACCGGGAGGACCAGGCUCACACAUAUCUCCAGAGUGGACCUCAGGGGAAGAUCUCAAGAAUGGUACAACAAGGCAUUUGGUCACCUGUGUGUUAAUGAAGCCCAGAUGAUCCGCUCCUCUUUUCAGUCACUAGAUCAGACGAGCACUGAGGCAAAGAUCUGAAACCCAGAAAUCAAGUUUUGGGUCACACUGCCAGAGCAGUUUUACCUGAGAACCAGUGACCCAGACCACAAUCAGUGACCCAGGAGGGGAAUCAUCCAGGCAGUGGACUUUGAUGUCUUUUCACGCUGCUGAGCCACACUGAGCUUUACUGUACCAUACUGAGUUACAGACAGUCACACACAGAGGAGGGGAGAGUGUCUUAUGUCAUGUAUUCCAGUAAUUCUUCAAUACUUAUUUAUCUCAUAAAUGAUGAUUUUCAAAGCCCAUUUUUGCACCACGGAACAAAUGUUGCUUUCCAGUUCCAAACAUAAAAUAACUUUCUUUGAGCCAUCAAUGUUUCAUAUACUUGUCUCGUAACGAUGUGCAUUAUUAGAACAAUGAGGUUGCAUAGACAUAGAGUAUUUUCUGUAUUUAUUCUUCCAAAUUCUCAUCUACUAAUCCAAAAUAUUGCAAACAAGAUGACCUAAUAAGACAGCCAGCACCAGCAUGUGUAAUCAUGAUAUGAUUUCCAUAGUGUUAAGGUUAAUGUUUAAUCUGCAACACCGUAAUUUGAUAUCACUUUUAAACUAUAGUUAUUGUAAUAGAGUAUCUACCUGAAGCAUACACACUAAAGAUUGUGUCAUAUGUACAAUCAAUAAUGACAUAAUAGUUACAUAUACUUAAGGUGGAAUACCCGUAUUUCUAUUGAUCAUUUUGAGAAAUCUAUCUGAACUCCAUAUCUUUAAAAUAUCACAUGGGCGGCCAGUGGAAUAUACAUGACUGAAACAAUCUUUGUUUCAGUAUGUAUUAUUGAACAGACCUGAAAAAGCAGGACACAUUCAGCCCUGAUCUGCUUUUACAUAAACAACACUGGCAAAACCCGAUAUUGACAUCUUAUUUCUUGUUAUAGCCGUCCAUCUAUAAACUAAUGCAAACUGGAUCUCAGUGAUCUACAUCAGCUUUUUUACCCCUCUUACAAAGCUGUUAACGUAUCACGUACAUAUGCACAUUUUUUAAAAAGGCACUUAAUUGUGGUUUCUACAGGUGCUUUGAAAACAGUCCCUGUCAAUGGGAAUGACCGGGACUGGUACAAUAUUGGGUACAUGUCAGCAUUACAUUGUGAAAAGUGCACUAGUUUAGGAAAAACAAAUACAUAAGGGAUGUGGAUCACAGAAAGGGGAAACACUCAUCGGGUCCAUAAAUGUGCUUUAACCCUGUUAUGGAUACAUUGUGUUGGAUAUCACUGUUGAUUUAGUUCUCUGUCACUAUGUUCAGUGUUAAUCUUAUCUAAAUGUUAUUUUAAAGUUAUUAUUAUCAUUAUAUCAAUAUCACCGUUGCUUUUUUUUGCUGUCAUGUUAUACAAUGUCUAAGACAUGUGAUCAUUUCACUGCUUCUGAGAAGCAUGUUUGAAAUUGUGUGUGUGUGUGUGUGUGAGAGAGAGUGCAUGAGUGCAUGGAUGUGCCAGUUUAUCUGCGUUUUAGAUAGACGUACAGCCUGUGUUGUAAAUAUAUAUGACGCUUUCUGUGCCAGCAGAUCAAACAUCAUAGCUUGUCAGGGUCUUCCUAUCAUAUUGAUAUGCUGAAAUGUGAACUUUCUGUACACCAUCCUGCUAAAGCAAAGCAGACUAUAGCUUGCUCUGCCAACGGCGCUGCCUUGGCUUUUUUUGUUUAAUCUGUAGGCAGUAUUGCUAUGGUGUUGCUAUGAUACAAUAUCUCUACAGUGCCAGCAAAAUUCUGCGUGGAUGCUGUUGGCUGGGGAACAGUGUGGCAUGUGUGUAAAUAUGUGUGUAUGAGAGAGGCGAAAAGGCAGACAAGGUGUGAGUGAGUGACUCUGACGUGAGCCCUCGGCUGUGUGGGGUGAGGCUCCAAACCUAGCUGAGUACCUGAGACCUGGGUGAUUUCUUCUUGGCUAUUUCAGAAAACAGAACCAUUGUUUUGAAACAAGACAAUAAAAAUAUCUAAUAACUCAA